AUGCCUAUCGCACGGGUUUCGCUCAGCCCGUCCAAUCUGGCGUGCUUUGCCACGGAGUCUUUCGCUACCGAAACCACAACGCUCAAUUGCAUUGACACCGUCCUCUCGCUCACAACGUCCACUUCGACUGUGGAGGCGACGUCGAACAUAACCGCAACACAGGAGGAGAUAACCACUGUGUAUGCAGUCACCAAUGUUGUCACCACCACCGCCACCACCACGGCCACUGCCGAUCCAACUCCUGAAGGCAAGACGCGGAAGCGCCAGGCCCCGUUUGGACCAUUUGGACCAUUCGGUCCAGGAAGGCCAUUUGGUUCAGGGAGGCCGUUUGGUCAGUUUGGUUCAUUCGGUCCAUUUGGUCCAUUUGGCUUGAGGCUCCGCACUAGAACGUCGUCGUCAACUCAAAGCCGCACCACCAGAACGUCGUCACUAAGAAUGUCGUCGUCAAGAACGUCGUCAUCAACCCGAAGUUCCAUCAGACAGGGGUCAUCAACUCAAAGAAACAUUGCGACUUCUACGACGACCGAAACUACUGAGAUGGUCACGGCAACUACGUCUUCUGCUCCUGUUUGCUCCGACUACACCAAAUACUGGUCCGCCUGCUCGUGCAUUGGUGCCGUCGCCGACAUCACCGAGACAGUCACCGCUGAGAUCGCUGAGACCUCUAUGUCAGUGAUCUCUGCAACAGCUAGCAACACCAUUUCCUCCACUUCUGUGUUUGUCGUGGACGAAACCGUCACCACAACUGAUUACCCGCUCCCAGUCCAAACGAUCAAUGUGGUUGUGGUUGGAGGCAUCUAUUCGGCCCGGUACCUCUCUGGCUCCGACAACAGCUAUAUAAGCUCGGCUGCCAACUUAGCUGGUGCAACUAAUAUUUUGUACCGCCCUGGUGAACAGCCUCUGUUGGCUGCCGACCCUAGGAUCAAGCUCUAUGCGAGACAAUACGACACUAGUCCCCACGGUAUCUUGUACUUUGCGAGCGACCAGGUGGCUGCUGGAAGGGGAGAUGCGGUUGUGACAUGCAAGGUUGACCAGGACGGCUUGGUGAUCUGCAUCGCACCUGAGACGGGGUACACUAAGCUCACGACUUGCCCCUCCUCGGGUAUCUUCACUUUGUCGGCACCAGACUACAGGUCGCCGGGCUGUGCCGAGCCGGUUCAGUUCAAGGUCGGGAACAGAGUAAGCAAGCUGGUCACGCUCGGCGACCCCAGCCAGUUUAGAGGCAUGUACCUCACAGGCUCCGUUUCCGCCUCUCUGAGUUUUAGUGACAGCGCGGGUGGCGCAACCGACUUUGGGCAUACCUCUAGUGGACUAUGGGACGUUAGUUGA
This is a messenger RNA of Podospora pseudocomata, 1329 nucleotides long. RefSeq lists its product as uncharacterized. The transcript has 3 exons. Lineage: Eukaryota; Fungi; Ascomycota; Sordariomycetes; Sordariales; Podosporaceae. The record is from RefSeq and is a predicted model, not a curated record. The coding region runs from base 1 to 1329 and encodes 442 amino acids.